Molecule: messenger RNA, 1933 nt
Organism: Morone saxatilis (striped sea-bass)
Lineage: Eukaryota; Metazoa; Chordata; Actinopteri; Moronidae
Gene: dnajb4
Product: DnaJ heat shock protein family (Hsp40) member B4
Exons: 3
Coding region: 304-1326 (340 amino acids)
Cellular component (GO): cytosol
Molecular function (GO): protein-folding chaperone binding
Source: RefSeq, a predicted model, not a curated record
CGUGUUGAACUUGACGGUGUCGCUGUGGAUGCAGGAGAGGGAGCCGAGGCUAUUUAAAGAGGGUCAUCCAGUCACGGAUAAAUAGCAGGAGGUCCUCGGCGUUGACUAACCGCCUCUAAAUGGUUUUCAUCCCGCACUGUGUCUCUGUCUGCGGCUUCUUACUGUCCAUUAGUCCGGACUGAGGCCGGUUCUCCCUGCGUCGACCAGACCCGCUCCAGUCUACCAGCUCUUCUUCCAAAAAAAGGGGCUAUUUUAUUUCAUCUUUUCAAUUUUUUCUCUCGGUCAUAGCCACCUGAAUAGAAAAUGGGCAAAGAUUACUAUAAAACGUUGGGCAUCUCCAAAGGAGCCACAGACGAGGAUAUUAAGAAAGCUUACAGAAAACAGGCGCUGAAAUGGCACCCGGACAAAAACAAGUCCGCAGCCGCCGAGGAGAAAUUCAAGGAAAUCGCCGAGGCAUAUGAAGUCCUCAGUGAUCCGAAGAAAAGAGAAGUUUAUGAUCAGUAUGGAGAGGAAGGUCUCAAGGGAGGAAAUGGGCCCACUGCUGAUGGACAAGGCAGCACUUUCACCUACACCUUCCACGGGGACCCUCACGCCACCUUCGCCACUUUCUUCGGGGGAUCAAACCCCUUCGAGAUCUUCUUCGGGCGUAAAGCCAACGGCAGAGACGACGAGGACAUGGAGGUGGACGGAAACGACCCCUUCGGCUCCUUCACCAGCUUCAACCUGAACGGGUUCCCUCGGGACGGCCACGUCGGCCCCGGAGGUCAGCAGCGCCGGAAGCAGGACCCGGCCAUCAUCCACGAACUGAGGGUCACCCUGGAGGAGGUCUUCCACGGCUGCACCAAGAGGAUGAAGAUCUCUCGCAAAAGGCUAAAUCCAGAUGGCAGGACCAUGCGCAACGAGGAUAAGAUUCUCACUAUCGAGAUCAAGCGGGGCUGGAAAGAAGGAACCAAGAUCACGUUCCCACGGGAGGGAGACGAGUCGCCCAAUACCAUUCCUGCUGACAUUGUUUUCGUCAUCAAGGACAAGCCACACCCUCACUUUAGGCGGGAGGGCUCGAACAUUGUGUAUCCUGUGCGCGUGAGCUUACGACAGUCGCUGUGCGGAUGCUCGGUCACAGUGUCGACGAUAGACGGGAAGACGUGCAACAUGAAGAUCACGGACGUCAUCAAGCCCGGCAUGAGAAAGACUGUUGCCGGACAGGGUCUCCCCUUACCCAAAAACCCGGAGCAGAGAGGGGAUCUGGUGGUGGAGUUUGACGUUAACUUUCCCGAGACGUUGCCCGGCAAUGCCAAGGACGUCCUGAAACGGCAUUUACCUACCUAGGAGGGAGGACUGAAGAGAAGGGGAGAUGACCGCAUGACAGCGCUCACCCUCGUUACCAAACACACUCACACAAACACACACACACACACACACAUGGGGACAGUUCUGACAGUUCACAGAUGGACCUCCUACUGACGAAUGUGCAAUUUCUAUUUUUGAGCUAUGUGGUGUUUUUUAUAAAUACCAUGCAUGCUGCCAAGUUGAUAUAAGUGCAAGUGAGAGACUGUCUGGGUUUUGGUAUCUGAAAGUACACAUACGUGGGUCUUUGCCACAAUCACUUUAUAUUUUUUGUUUGUUAUUGGAAUUAUUUGGUAGUGAAUGAGUCUACAGUUGCCAAAAAAAAACCCCAGUGAUCGUGGGACUGUAAUGCCAAACAGUAGAUUUUCUUGCUCUCAUUUAGAUUCUACAAGCUUCGACAUUUCGUCGUUCAUGUUUAUUUUAGGUAGAAGCCUCAGUUUGGAGGCUGUCUUAAAAUGUGUGUUCAGGUUCUUCGAGAGGACAAGUGGUUGAAUGAACUGGAUCGUCGUGUGUGUGUGCAUUUUAGAAGCUGACAUGUGAAGAUACUGAACUUGAAUUUUAAAAAAUAAAUAUUUCCACAAGAAGCCGA